This is a messenger RNA of Haliotis rufescens (red abalone), 495 nucleotides long. RefSeq names its product chorion peroxidase-like. Bases 1 to 495 code for a protein of 164 amino acids. Lineage: Eukaryota; Metazoa; Mollusca; Gastropoda; Lepetellida; Haliotidae. The record is from RefSeq and is a predicted model, not a curated record. The transcript has 3 exons. Gene Ontology annotation, molecular function: heme binding; peroxidase activity. Gene Ontology annotation, biological process: response to oxidative stress.
AUGUCGUCAUUCAACUUUUCAGCCUACUUAAAAAUCAAGGGAGAUAACCUGUUGCCAGAAUCCAACCAAGGCAACUGUCGAACAAGCAAUACCAACGAAUGGUGUUUUGAAGCUGGUGACGACCGUGUGAACGUGUUCCCUGGUCUGGCCGUGCUACACACCGUGUUUGUCCGAGAACACAACCGUCUUGUCAAAGAACUUGCUGAUGUCAUGCCAUCGACCACUCCUGAUGAUGUCUUGUUUGAGGAGGCCAGAAAGAUCGUGUCAGCCAUCAUCCAACAAGUCACCUACCGCGAAUGGUUGCCCAUUAUUGUUGGGCCCUUGGCCAUGAGGAAGUACAGACUGACCCCUGGCUUCAGCUUCAGGUACAACAUCACCCAAAACCCCACCAUCUACAACGUCUUUGCCACCGCCGCCUUCAGAUACGGCCACUCCACCAUUCCACGUUUCCUGACCCUCGGAGAUCGACAUUGGGAUGACGGAGCAUUUGUUUGA